GUCGUCUCUAAAAGUCUCAAAUCUCAAGUUUCAAGCUUUUGACUUACGUAKUUACGUUUUAAUUUUUAAUACUUUUUUAAUAUUGUUUCCUGUGUUUAGUGUAUUUAAAAUGUUUACAUUUGUAUGUGAUCAACCAGCAAAUCGUUAUGUAUGAAUCUAACAACUUUUUCCUAAAAUCUUUUAAAACUUAAGUCAAUCGUAUAUUUAAAUAAAUAUAAACUAAUGCAUACUAAAAUGAAUUAUUCAUCAUUUUUAAACCUAAUCGUCUUGCAGUGUUUGUUGUUUAACUGUUAAGGGUCUUGUAGCCUACCAAUUAGUAGUCAGUUUAUUUUUGUAGAUUUUUUUUUUUUAUAUCAACUUAAUCUAGUCCAAGUAGGUCGAUAUGGCUAUUCAACAGAAGUAUAGAAGAGAAGAAGUUAGUGAAGUUAGUUGUUGCCUAAAGUACAUCAUAUUCAGUUUUAAUGUAUUAUUUUGGAUGUUUGGUUUAUCUGUGAUGGCAGUAGGCGUUUGGGCAUGGACAGAAAAAAAUGCAUUUAAUAACCUCAGUAAACUCACUCAUAUAGCACUUGAUCCAGCUUUUGCUUUAAUUUUAAUCGGUGGAAUAACAUUUAUAAUAGGUUUCACGGGUUGCAUUGGAGCAUUACGUGAAAACACAUGUUUACUUGGGAGUUAUGCGGUUCUUUUAGCUGUCAUUUUGGUACUUGAGUUAACUGCUGGAGUGUUAACUUUUGUUUUUAAAGAUUCUAUUAAAUCACAAGCCACUGAAGGACUUCAAACAUUCAUUGUUCAUUAUAGAGAAGACCCUGAUCAGCAGAAUCUUAUUGACUGGAUACAGGAAGACUGGUUACAAUGUUGUGGAAUCAAAGGUCCUGAAGAUUGGGAUUUGAACAAUUAUUUUAACUGCUCUUCACAAAAAGUUGGCAGUCGAGAAGCAUGUGGAGUACCUUUUUCUUGCUGCAAACGUAAACUAAAUGAAAUAGUUGAAAACAAACAGUGUGGAUAUGACGUGAGGAAAGAAGGAUUUUAUGCUGAAAAAUGGACAAGCUUAAAUUUACCAACGCAAACAGGUGAAAGAAAUAUAUAUGAAAGAGGUUGCAUGCGGGCUGCUGAGGAGUGGGUUGAGGAUAAUUUUAUUGGAGUCUUAACAACAGUUAUGACUGUCACCAUAUUACAGACCGACGAUGUCGGAAAACGAGUGGACCUCAUCAUUAAUGAAAAAGGAUGUUUGCAAUCUGGAGAAGAAUGGCUAGAAAGAAAUAUGCUUUUUAUAGCUACUGUAUGCCUUAUAUCGGCUUUUUGUAAGAUUUUAGGCAUAUGCUUUGCUCAAAAUCUACGUGCUGACAUAUUUGCGCAAAAAGGCAAGUGGCACUAGAUGGAAUUCUUAAGAAAUGAACAAACCAGAUUAUAAAUACAUAUACUUUUUUAAGAGGUUUUUAGCCUAAUCAAUAUUUUCAUAUCAAAAAUAGUGAUAAAAAGAUUGUAAUCCAACUUUAGUGAUUAAUUGGACAUGCUUCUAUGCAUUUUUUUAUCCAAUUUUUAGGUUCUCGAUUAAGUUUGGUUUGCAAUUUUCAUAAAAAUGUAUCAUUAAUACCCUAUUAUACAUCCCACGUGUCAUAACUAUAUUUGUUUGUCACUUAAUAUUAUUUUUUUUAACAAAAACCAGUUAUAUUAAUAUGUAUUUAAAUUURAAUUCUCUCGAAAAAUAUUUCAAAAAAUUUUAAGUUUACGAYUUAAUUCAAAUGACCUAUAAUUUAAACGCACAGUUAUGGUUUUCAUUUUCAUAUUUAAAAUUAUAUUUCAUUCUUCCUCAUAAAAAUAUUCCUUGGUUAUCUAUUCUAAUUUUUAUAAUGUUCUAAGUUAGCUUACGCAGUAAACCAAAAUUAAAACUCUUGUUAUAUCUGUACUAUGUUUCUUUAGGUAUACCAAACUUAGAUCUCUUAAAACAUUUUUAUUGUAAAACAAUUUUAUUUUUAUUUUGCUCAAAAUAUCUCAAAGUAUUAUUUUUCAAAUGGUUAUGUAACUUGUAUAAGAUAUGUGCCAAACAAAGUGUAGUAUUAAUAUGCAGUUUAUUUUCAAUGUAUUUUACUUAGUUAAGUUCCUACUAGUACUAUUUACAUAAUCUAAAAUUUAAUUAUGCUUAAUUUCACAAKUAUACUAAUAAAUAAUAAUAAUUUAACAGUAUUUACAUGUAUUACUAACUUAACUAACAAAUUUAACCUAUACAUUCCAUGAUAUUAUUUACUUUUGUUUGURAAAAAAUUCAAAAAUAUUAUUACAAAGAAUAAAUGAUCUGUAGUUUUUUAA
Diuraphis noxia (Russian wheat aphid) is the source of this 2304-nucleotide messenger RNA. It is a transcript of the gene Tsp26A, whose product is annotated as Tetraspanin 26A. Lineage: Eukaryota; Metazoa; Arthropoda; Insecta; Hemiptera; Aphididae. The record is from RefSeq and is a predicted model, not a curated record. Gene Ontology annotation, cellular component: plasma membrane.